Messenger RNA from Acaulospora colombiana, 413 nucleotides. The record is from the annotation of a GenBank genome assembly. Lineage: Eukaryota; Fungi; Glomeromycota; Glomeromycetes; Diversisporales; Acaulosporaceae.
AUGGAGAAUACCAUUCGACUUCUAGAAUCGAUUCCAUCUGUCUGCAGAGGCAUUCGUUGUUUAAAUAUAAAGAUUCCAUUUUUUGAAAAUAAUCCCGAAGUAACACAAGCAAUCGUAGAAUUAAUCCGAACACAAACUUAUCUCACCGAGUUUAGUCUUGAAGGAAUCAGAAGCGGGGAAUCUAGGGACAUGAUUGGAGCAUUACAUCAAUCGAUCGCAUUAACUUCAAUAAGACUCGAAAACGUUAACGUUACCAACACAACAUUGUUAAAUCUUUCCCUUUGCCAGAAUCUUCAAAGUCUGGCUAUCUUACGAUGCCAAGGACUGACAAUCGACGAGAACAUUGGUAACGAAAACUUAUGGAAUAGAAUUAGGUUUAAUCUAAAAAUAUUGCAUCUCAAAAAUUCUCCCAG